AUGGCUUCCAACGUCUACUCCGCAGAGCCCGCUCAUCCAGUUCUUGCUCAGUCCUUGCUCGGUGAGCCGGGACCCACAGCGACGGACAAAGAGCGACCUACCAGGGGAUCAACGGCAAAUGACUGGAAUCUCAAGGACGACUGGGCCACAGGCAUACAAUCAUCCAGUGAUGGGAUUUUCCGCAGCGGAACUGUCAUCGGGUUCUCACGAUUAAGAACCAGAAGCAGCGACAAUGAUGAAUACAUCGGACAAAUUCCUCGUUAUCUUCUCACGACGCACCUGCGGAAGUGCUCGCCUUCAGUUGAAGCAAACAUUUUCAUAAUCUAUCCAAGCAAUUUCGAGGGCUUUGCAGCCCGGAACUUGUUCACAGACCUGCAAUCCGGCCCAUCACCUCUAUCCAAAGACGAUGCUUUGAAGAAGUUAGACUCUGUACAGCUAUUUCCAGUGUACAGCAUGCAAAAUGCUGCUCAGGCCAUCAAACAAGUCUCUGAACUAGUGCAAGAAGCCCAAGAAAGGCGACAACAAUUAGACCAGACAGCAGCUUCAAGCAAUUCCGCCAUCAUCCUUGUUGUGGCCGGCCUGGACACGUUAGCUGAAGGCGUUGUCCGGGCUUCUAAUCCAGCCAGAGGCGCAGCUGUGCUGGCGAGUACCUUGAGGAUCUUGACACGCAUGUCUCGCACACACGGCUCGUUUCUUUCCGUCAUCCUUGUCAAUACAAAUGGGCUCGGACCUCAUGUCGAGAUUGAGCAUGAGGGAUCGAAUGGACGAGCUGCUGUUGGAACUACGGAAGUAGAUGCGAAACCGACCAGUCAUGAUGGAAUCUAUUCUAUUUUUCAGCUGCCUGGAUCUUCACUCUUAUCAACUUUGUUGAUGCGGACGCUGGAUCAGGGGAUCGAUACGCACAUUUUGCUUUCUGAUGUGAAGUAUACCCGUGUGGCGGAAGUCAUUAAAGAUCGAACAGGUGCAGGACUAGGGAAAUGGGGGAUUUGGUCACCCCAUAGAUGA
This is a messenger RNA of Penicillium longicatenatum, 1005 nucleotides long. RefSeq lists its product as uncharacterized. NCBI's taxonomy places the organism in Eukaryota, Fungi, Ascomycota, Eurotiomycetes, Eurotiales, Aspergillaceae. The transcript has 2 exons. The record is from RefSeq and is a predicted model, not a curated record. Bases 1 to 1005 code for a protein of 334 amino acids.